Messenger RNA from Trichosporon asahii var. asahii CBS 2479, 1479 nucleotides. RefSeq names its product delta24(24-1) sterol reductase. Lineage: Eukaryota; Fungi; Basidiomycota; Tremellomycetes; Trichosporonales; Trichosporonaceae. Gene Ontology annotation, biological process: ergosterol biosynthetic process. The record is from RefSeq and is a predicted model, not a curated record. The transcript has a single exon. Gene Ontology annotation, molecular function: Delta24(24-1) sterol reductase activity. Bases 1 to 1479 code for a protein of 492 amino acids. Gene Ontology annotation, cellular component: endoplasmic reticulum membrane.
AUGGCUAACGGCACGAACGGCUCCACGAACGGCGCCAACGGCGUCCGCCAACGCAAAAAGACCUCCGAGGUCGUCGCGUCCGGCGAGUCGACCCAGAUCAUGAACGCCAUCCCCACCGCCUACGGACAGGCGAUGGACAAGAAGCUCGACGAGCACCAGACCUACGAGUUUGGCGGCCCCGUCGGCGUCACCGCCAUGAUGCUCGGCUUCCCCGUCCUCAUGUACUACCUCUGGAUCUGCCUCUGGUACUACGACGGCGCCCUCGUCCACCCCUCGAGCCUGUCCGACGUCGGCCCCUUCCUCCAGCGCAUGUGGGCCCACUGUGUCGACGGCGCGUACCCGACCGCCUUUGCGUGGGGCACGUACCUCGGCCUCACCGCGAUCGAGCUCUUCUUCGCCUGGGUCAUGCCUGGCGUCGAGCAGCACGGCCUCCCCGUCCCCUCCCUCGGCUACAAGACGCUCCUCUACAAGUGCAACGCCCUCUGGUCGUGGUACGCGACGCUCAUCCUCGCUGGCGUCCUGCACUACACCAGCAUCUACCGCCUCCCGUGGAUCAUCGAGAACUUUGGCGGCAUCAUGACCGUCGCCAUCGUGACCUCGUACACCAUCUCGGCGACGAUUGACAUUCUCGCGCGCACCAUGCACUACGGCGGCGCGCCCCUGCGCAUGUCCGGCGUCGCGGUGUACGACCACUUCAUGGGCGUCUCGCUCAACCCGCGCCUCGGCCCCAUCGACCUCAAGAUGUUCGCCGAGGUGCGCGUCCCGUGGGUGCUCCUCUUCCUGAUCUCUCUCUCGGGCGUCGUCAAGCAGUACGAGGACCUCGGCCACGUCACGUACAACAUGUUCCACAUGCUGCUCGCGACCGGCCUCUACAUCAACGCGUGCGCCAAGGGCGAGCAGAUGAUCCCCCAGACGUGGGACAUGUUCCACGAGAAGUUUGGCUGGAUGCUCAUCUUCUGGAACAUGGCCGGCGUGCCCUUCACGUACUGCUACCCGACCAUCUACAUGGUGCGCGCGGACCCGUCGACGUACGAGUUCCCCACCUGGGCGUGCGUCGCCAUGUUCGUCACGCUCCUCACCUGCUACUACAUCUUUGACACGAGCAUGGCGCAAAAGUCGGCCUUCAAGAUGCAGCAGCAGGGCGAGUACAAGCCCCGCAAGGCGUUCCCGCAGCUCCCCUGGAGCGUCGUCGAGAACCCCACGUUCAUCCAGACCAAGCACGGCAACAAGCUCCUCACGUCCGGCUGGUGGCGCUACGUGCGCAAGCCCAACUACUCGGCCGACUGGAUCCAGGCGCUCACCUGGGGCCUCACCGCCGGCUUCAACACGCCCAUCACGCUCUGGUACCCCAUCUUCUUCCUCGCCGUCCUCACGCACCGCUGCGGCCGCGACUUUGAGAAGUGCGAGCGCAAGUACGGCGACGACUGGGACGAGUACUGCAAGGUCGUCCGCUGGCGCUUCAUCCCCUACGUCUACUAG